Messenger RNA from Bombyx mori (domestic silkworm), 874 nucleotides. RefSeq names its product chorion class CB protein M5H4-like. Bases 278 to 826 code for a protein of 182 amino acids. Gene Ontology annotation, biological process: chorion-containing eggshell formation; multicellular organism development. The transcript has 2 exons. Gene Ontology annotation, molecular function: structural constituent of egg chorion. Gene Ontology annotation, cellular component: egg chorion. The record is from RefSeq and is a predicted model, not a curated record. NCBI's taxonomy places the organism in Eukaryota, Metazoa, Arthropoda, Insecta, Lepidoptera, Bombycidae.
UGUGCUAUCACUAAAACUGUUCGACUGUUACACAAAACGUGAUAAAUAUCCAUAUUAUUACAGAAAUAUUAUUAAUUCGAAAUUAUGGAGGCAACACAAAUCGUUGUUGCAUCAGAGAAAUGCAUAAAAUGAAAACCUAAAUAAAUGUUGCUGAAUAUUACGUAAGCGCGUUACAGUAAUUUUAUUGGGCCAUCAAUAUUAAUUUAAUGUUUAAAUAGAAGGACUUUAGGAGGAAAAAUUCAUACGAGUAUUGUUUCUCGUGUAGUGACCAAACAAAAUGGCCGCCAAGACCGCUAUCUUUGUCAGCGUCUCCGCAUUAUUGUGGGUGAGUGCUGCAAGUCAAUACCUGGGUCGCGAUCCACUGAUCGGUGGUCUAGGAGCUCCAUGUGGUCCCUGGGGACCGUACGAUGGCAUCGGAUACGACGGUCUGGGAUACGGAGGUCUGGGAGUUGGGGGAUUCAUUGGUCUCGCUCCCGGUAACCUGGCAGCAUCGUGUGGAGGCGGCUUCACUGUCACCAGCACUUCGCCCAUUGCUCCUACCGGCAUUACUGUGACGUCAGAGAACGCCAUCGAAGGAUCUUUGGCUGUGAUUGGACAGCUUCCGUUCCUGGGCACUGUGGUCACGGAAGGCACCUUCCCGUCUAAUGGUAGAGGUCUGGUGUCUUACGGCUGUGGUGAUGGUGCUAUCGGUAUUGUCUCCGAGACGCCGGUGGCAGCUCCAGGGGCGCCCGUCGGUCCGGGACUAGGUUAUGGUCCAGGGAUCCCCCCGGUCGGCUUCGGAUAUAAGGGCAUCGGUCCGGGAUGUGGAUGUGGCGGGUUGUUCUAAAUUUGUUACUUAUUUCUAAGUUUGCUUUUAAAUAUAUUUUGGAAAGAA